Molecule: messenger RNA, 1527 nt
Organism: Lathyrus oleraceus (garden pea)
Lineage: Eukaryota; Viridiplantae; Streptophyta; Magnoliopsida; Fabales; Fabaceae
Product: protein WVD2-like 4
Exons: 7
Coding region: 257-1399 (380 amino acids)
Biological process (GO): microtubule cytoskeleton organization
Molecular function (GO): microtubule binding
Source: RefSeq, a predicted model, not a curated record
AAAGUCAUUGUAACAGUUACUAUUAAUCUAUCUAUCUUUUCCACUUCUUCAUUCACACAAACCUCUCUCUUUCUAAUGCUUCCAAUGAAAACUUGAUCACUGUCACCAUCACCAACUACACCUUAAUUGCUUCAAACUAUCACAAUCCAUCAUUUAAUAAGCCAUAUUCUAGUCUUUUCUGCACUACCAAUUUUCCUCAUAAUUCAAUCUUUGAAUUCAUUUAGAUCUUUCAUGUUAAGCCUUGUUAAUUAGCACCAUGGAUUCUGUGAACGAGGUUGCUCUGGAGGAAGAGAAACGUGUAAUUGGUGUGACUGAUAAGAAGGACACAAACCAAGAAGAUGCAAACGUUAAUGGCGCAGAAAUCCAAAAUGUGAAUGAAGAAUCUAAGGUUGAAAGCCAUAUUUCUAAUAAUGACAUGGUUGAAUCUGAAUCCUCAAAACAUGCUAAGGAAACAAAGAGUAGAGAAAGUGUUGCUUCCAAGAAUAACAAAGUUGUCAAAGAUAAAUCCAAUUUGAAGGGACCAACUUCAACAUCUAGAAAACAAAGGCCAACACUUUCUCAGAGUUUUUCCUUCCCAGCCAAAUCAACUCGUGAAGAUUCUAUGCAGAAAAGCAUUGAUGAUUCUCUUGUUAAGACCAAAGUUAAAAAUGUUAAAGCCAAAACAAACUCUGAAGGGAAAUCAAAUGAGAAAAAAACAAACACCGAAGGUUGUAAUAAGAGGACUACUUUGUCAUCCAUACAUGGUUUGAAACAUUCUGUGUUUGGAAGGUCUAAUUCACUUGGUGCAGUCACCAAGAGUCACACAUCUGAGGCAUCCCUUGCUACUAAUCCUCAGAGAAACAUGUGUUCUGGAUUUUCAUCUAGAUUGGAAGUAAGAGCUGAAAAGAGAAAGGAGUUUUUCUCCAAGUUGGAAGAAAAAGUCCAAGCCAAGGAAGUAGAAAAAUCCAAUCAACAAGUCAGAUCAAAGGAAAACCAAGAGGCAGAGAUCAAGCAAUUGAGAAAGAGUUUGAGUUUCAAAGCCACUCCAAUGCCAAGUUUCUAUAAGGAACCACCUCCAAAACUUGAGCUAAAGAAGAUACCAACAACCCGGCCAAGAUCUCCAAAGCUUGGAAGGAACAAAGAGUCUUCUUGUUCAAGUCCACGUGGGAAUCAACAGCAGAGGGGUUCAGCCAAGGCAAAGAUCAUAAAGGGUCAUAAAGAUGUGAUUUCGAAGAAACCAGUCAUGAAAAAUCAAGAUAAAGUGAAGUGUGAAGGAAAUGAAACCGAAGGAAGCAAUGAAGAAUGCAGAAAUGACAUGGAGCAACAGUCAGAGAGAGAUCAUUCUGCAAAGGAUCAUGCAGUGUCUUUGAAUUCUACAACACCUGAGAUUGUAUCGUAUGAGGGUACUGUUGAAGUGUAGAAAGAAUCAUAUAUUUUUGUUGUGAAUAUAGAGAUUCGUUUCAUCAUAAACGUGUAUUACUAUUACAAGCAAGUAAAAGUUGUUUUCUAAACUUUGUGUUGUCUAUUAAAAUGAAUUUUUAAUUCAUU